This is a messenger RNA of Paramuricea clavata, 2034 nucleotides long. NCBI's taxonomy places the organism in Eukaryota, Metazoa, Cnidaria, Anthozoa, Malacalcyonacea, Plexauridae. The record is from the annotation of a GenBank genome assembly.
AUGGUGUACCAUGCCUCUGUUGGCGAUAAAUUACUGCCUGACCAUUUAAACUUUGGUGACAGUUGUCCAUCCAACUUAAUAAACCUAGGACAGAGAAGUGAAUGCGAUUGGCUAAAAGAUCUAAUAGGAAUGUUUAGCCAUGAAGGUGACUGGGUCUUCGAUAUUAACUCUUCACAAGGUAGGUAUAGUAAUUAAUGCCUGUUAUAUAUAUAUAUAUAUAUAUAUAUAUAUAUAUAUAUAUAUAUAUAUAUAUAUAUAUAUAUAUAUAUAUAUAUAUAUAUAUAAAUGGUAAUUUUUACGAGUACAAAUUAUUGUUAAUGGACGAUAUACUCAAUGCGCUAGAUCUAAAAAUUAUAGAUUUAAAAUGUCUAUGUUAAGCCAACUCGAAAGCUACUAUUGUCUAAACAAAGGAAGACUCUAUCACAGACUUUCAUUAUUUGCUUGCCAAACCCGUAGGCUACUGCAUCCAGUAUCGUUUAUUAAUUAUUGUCCAAACCACUAUGUUUGACCUAUUCAUAACUAUAACAAUGAAACUAUAGUUAAACAUGGGCAGAUAUCCGAAUUAGCUUUAUCUGCCUAUAUCAUUCUUACUUGGAUUGCGAGCUGUAAAGACUGAUUUAAAGAGUCAUUGGUCGAGUGUCGAGUGCCUAUAUAGGAAUGUCGAAGGCACGGAGAAAAAGUUGAGAGUAAAAAGUCGAGGGUUAAAUCAUUCUUACUUGGAUUGCGAGCUGUAAAGACUGAUUUAAAGAGUCACUUAAAAAGUUAAUCGUUUCACGUUUAUCAUUUCUAAACGUCCACCAAAAAUAAUGCCAAGAGUUAGCAAACCACGAUCACGAGUUCGUCAGCAGGAUCAACGACCAUCCAGUAUUCAACCGUCCGUCGAAGUACCGAGCAAUUUGGGCGAGUUAUCAAUUUUUAGAGUUGAAGAACCUUUGCCGCGAACUCAACUUUUCCUGCGCUGGCGGCCGACGGGUACUUACAACGCGUCUACAAAACGAAAGAGAACGUCUAAACACGAAUACGCCGCAAUCCAACAUUCAAACCGUUCCAGUAAACCACACGUUAUCUAAUUCCAACGCAAGGGAAAGCUUCAGCGCCGACCAACUGGCACAGAUCACGCAGAUUGUUUCGCAGUCGAUUUCGUCGUUCUUCGAAAGCCAACACGCCACAACAACCGCGACUCGUGUAGAUGAGCAGCCAACUAUCCCGCCACCGCCAACGCCACUCGAAAGGCUAGAACAGCUUGAUCAAUUUCCAUUUUUAAGUUCCAGAGAGCUCCAGCAGCAGCCGACUUCAUCCCAUGGACCUGUUGCCUCAAUCCAGCAAGCAGAUGGGGGAUUCACGCCAGAGAUUCCAAACAAAUACGUUCGCGACAUCGAAAGUGGUGAGUUUUUUGAGCUUGCUAAAUUAUUGCCAAAAAAUUUAAAUAAGUUAAAUGUUGGUUCCGAUUCUUCUGACAACGUGGGUUUCACAAUUUCCUCUACGGGAAUCUCAUUAACACCGCGCAAGCUUCAAGUGCUGACUAACAUUGAAGAGUGGACAACCGCUUUCAACACGUAUAUGUUAAUCAUAGUACAAAAAUUUCCAAAUCGUGCAUCAGAACUUUUACAGUACAUGGAAACCAUCCGUCAUGCGGCAAAAACGCAUGGCGGUUUAGGCUGGUGCAUAUAUGAUCAUAAAUUUCGCUAUAAAGCCGCUGCGUGUCGAACAUUGUCGUGGGCCAACAUUGACAUGCAGUUAUGGUUGCGUAUUUUCACCGCUAGCUCUACUCAGUUGCGGGAAGAUUAUUCCCUUUUUUCUAACGGACCCUUAAACAAAGCUGGGGCAGCGAGGGACGGAAUUUGCCACAGCUACAACAGGGGUAGACCUUGCCCAUUACGACCCAAUUGCCCUUACACUCACCGAUGUAACCGAAUUGGCUGUGGGGGGAACCAUCCUGGGUACCAAUGUCCACAAUCCCGUGGGAAAAACGAUCACAACGACGACCACCCUUCACAAUCCGCCCGUAGCUCCGCGAAGACCAACAGAAAAUAG